CACAACACGGUUUGGAAUAUAUUACAUACACAAGGGAUUGGAACUGAAGGAAGAGAUGCCUUCUCUACAUCCGAGAAUAUCUCCUAGACUUGGCUUCUUACCUCUUCCUCUUCCCCUUUCCAUUCUUUAUUAAUUUGAAUUAAUAUUUAAACUCAACAAAUCUCAUUACAUAUGGCCAACCUCCGUUCUGAGAGACUGUUUGGAUCUUUCAUCUCUGCUGUCAUCAGCUACUGUUUCAGCUAUCAAGCAAACUACAAUACCACCGGGCACGGCAAACACGACAUGCCUAAGGGCCGGCGACCACUUUCUUUGCAGACCAUCGAGCUUCAAGUGAGGAUGUGCUGCACAGGAUGCGAGAGAGUUGUCAGGAGUGCCAUCCACAAGCUUAGAGGGGUGGACUCAGUGGAGGUGGACUUAGAACUUGAAAAGGUUACAGUGAUCGGAUAUGUUGAUCGUAACAAGGUGCUGAAGGCGGUUAGGAGAGCGGGAAAGAGGGCAGAGUUUUGGCCUUACCCGAAUCCACCGCUAUACUUCACAUCGUCCACCAACUACUUCAAAGACACGACGAACGAAUACAAAGAGAGCUACAAUUACUACAGGCACGGAUACAAUAUGGGCGAUAAGCAUGGUAAUAUUCAUGUCAGCCAAAGGGGGGACGACAAAGUCAGUAACAUGUUCAAUGAUGACAACGUUAAUGCCUGCUGUGUCAUGUAGCAACAUCUUCGAAUUAGAUUUGCUCCCCGAAUGUAGAAUAACGAGGGUUUAAUUUGGAUAAGGAUAAUUAACGGUCGAUCGUUUAAUAUGCCAGACGUAGGUACUAAUUGGUUGUCUUUUCAGUAUAUAGUAAUCUGAUGCUCAUUCGAAUGAUAUAUAUGUGCAUCUGAUUACUGUAACGAUGAUAGUUGCAUUGCGAAUGAAAGCUCCUGCUUGUUUAUGUAUAAUAUUCCCGUAGUUUAGUUUUCUUAAGCG
Molecule: messenger RNA, 969 nt
Organism: Cynara cardunculus var. scolymus (artichoke)
Lineage: Eukaryota; Viridiplantae; Streptophyta; Magnoliopsida; Asterales; Asteraceae
Product: heavy metal-associated isoprenylated plant protein 30-like
Exons: 3
Coding region: 172-714 (180 amino acids)
Molecular function (GO): metal ion binding
Source: RefSeq, a predicted model, not a curated record